Molecule: messenger RNA, 435 nt
Organism: Trichosurus vulpecula (common brushtail)
Lineage: Eukaryota; Metazoa; Chordata; Mammalia; Diprotodontia; Phalangeridae
Product: phospholipase A2, membrane associated-like
Exons: 4
Coding region: 1-435 (144 amino acids)
Biological process (GO): phospholipid metabolic process; negative regulation of T cell proliferation; arachidonate secretion
Molecular function (GO): phospholipid binding; calcium ion binding
Source: RefSeq, a predicted model, not a curated record
AUGAAAACCUUCCUGCUGCUGGCUGUAUUGAUAGCCUCUGGUAUAUCUCAAGUACAGGGGAGCUUGAAGCAACUGCAGGAAAUCAUUCAGAAGUUGACAGGGAAGAAUGCCCUGCUUAAUUAUGGCUUUUAUGGCUGCUACUGUGGCUUGGGGGGGUGGGGGACCCCCAAGGAUGCCACUGACAGGUGCUGUGCAAGCCAUGACUGCUGCUACUCAAAGCUGAUGAAGAAUGGCUGUCACCCCAAAAAGGAGAAAUAUGAUUACAGCUACCAUAAUGAUAUCAUCACUUGUGGGUCUGGAAGCAAGUGCCAACAUCAGAUCUGCUCCUGUGACAUAACUGUUGCCUACUGCAUGUUGAGAAAUCUAAGGACCUACAGUCUCAAAUAUCAAAGCUUCCCCAACAUCCUGUGUGUGGGGAAUAAGCCCCAGUGCUGA